Messenger RNA from Panicum virgatum (switchgrass), 3249 nucleotides. RefSeq lists its product as uncharacterized. The transcript has 4 exons. NCBI's taxonomy places the organism in Eukaryota, Viridiplantae, Streptophyta, Magnoliopsida, Poales, Poaceae. The coding region runs from base 1438 to 2439 and encodes 333 amino acids. The record is from RefSeq and is a predicted model, not a curated record.
ACGCCGCCCCCGGCCAAACCCUCCCUCUUUGCGUCCUCCACCUGGGCGAUCCCACCGGGCAGCGCUGCAGCCGCGACCGCGAGUGUCCACCCCGACGCGCUCAACCUGCUCCUUUCCUACAUCUCGCUGCUGCAGGCCACCUUCGGCUCGAAAAGGCUACAUUCUAGCAGUACAUCAAGAGAAAUAAUGAGGUGCUUCUAGAGGUAUGAUGCUGCUCAGUAUUUUCGAAUAAGCCAAAACAUCCAAUGAGAGUAAUUAUCCUUGAAAUAUGAAAACUGGUCAUUUUGUAAAGUAGGUUCAAUUUUAAAAGGCUCUAUCACAUGGUCUCUGAAUGUAUAGACUCUUGGGUGCGUAUAAUAAUUGUUGUGUGCCUGCAGGGUUCCAUGAGGUCUCUUUCUGGUUAGUGGUUAGAUGGCAAGAGUGCUCAAAAUGUGGUUGGUGGUUUCUGAAUGGUGCCUAUUGGGGGAAUAUAGAUGCUAGAUAUGCUUUACACUCUUCAGAAAUAUAAUCUUUACCAUUAUAUUAUAUUUAGAUAUUCAGUAUAGUAUUAGAUUAUAUUUAGCUCAAUAUAUUCCAAUCAUGAUGUUUCCUGAGAUAGCUUGGAUUUCUAUAUAAUAAGUCUUAUCUAAACUAAGAUAAGUUCUUGCAUGCUCCUAGACUACAAAAGAGAAAAAAAAACAAUUUUAAGAGGCCAAAGCAUCUUCAUUAAUUCUUUUUAAUUUGACUUACUAGCUGUCAGUAAAACUUGGUUGUGGUCUGAGAAACACAACUCUAAAUGUCUGCCACUUGAAACUGAGAACCAAUUUUUCCUUUUUAAUGCAUUGGAUAAUAGAUAUAUGUUUAGUUUUGGGAACCACCUUUUUUGUGGAGUGUACUUGCCAAAAAUUAUUAUACCUAGAGAUUUGUCCUUGGAUAGGAGUGCUUGGAAAGCCACGAUUCACGUGCCAGAACCAUGAAUAAUGGUCUUUGUUGGGUUUCAACUCUAGCCUACCCCAACUUGCUUGGGAUUAAAAGGCUUUGUUGAUGUUGUUGAUGUUGAUGUACUUGCCAAAAAUUAGACAUAGAUAUCGUAUUGUUAUCAAUUUUUUGGGUUUCCAUUUCAAUCCCAUGGGUAAGCUUAGUUAUUUAGCAAUAAUAUGAUAUGGAACAAUAUUAAUGCUCUGUGACUAAAUUUGAGUACCAGCAUUUAAAUCAUACUUUGAUAAUUAUUAACCUCGCCUAAGUUUCAUCAUUGCUCAUGAUGGCUGAGUAGGACCAAUUGUUCUCUGUCUAGAAUUGUAUCAUGUGCUUCACCCAACUAUGAUAUUAUGCUCUAAAUUUCAGCUACCAUUCCCACACAUGAGCAGAGAUCGUGGAGCCUGCACUACCACUCUAUGAUGGCAUGUUCUAGGCUAAAAAGCUUGGAUUGUCAAAGGAGUAGCUGCUGAAAAUUCUACCAUGUGUGGAUGGUGCCUUAUUAAAUUCAGAAUAUUAUUAGAGAUCCAGAGGACUCCACCAUGGUUUUUAAGGAGUCGCCUAGGCGACGCCUUGGCGUCUAGACGAUUUUCAAACCUGGGCGUCCGGCCCACCAUGCCCUUUAGGCCUAUGGCGUCGCUUCACGCAGUUAGGCGUUGCCAAGGUGUCGGAUGGACGCCACAAGAGGGGGAAGGCGAUGCACACAGGAGAAAAACAGGCGCAGCCACCUUGCGCGCACUAGGGAAAAGCCAUGCGCCCGUGCACGCGCGCGGGAAGAGGACAGGGAGCUGCGCGCGGUGGGAAAUCGCGGGCAUAUACCCCACGCGGGCACGCCGCACGCCCCUGCGCAGGCGGGAAAUCGAGAAAGGAGGGAAGAGAGGAAAGCGGGGAAGAGAGGAGCGCGGCGGCCGGACCUGUAAUCUGGCAGCGGGAGGUGGAAUCUCCGGCGGCAGGAGCUGGAAUCUGGCGUCGCGGCCCCUCCAUAGUCCAUCCAGCCGCUGGUUCCUCUGCUCUACCUCCGCACGCAGCUCUGCCCCUCUUCUUCCUCUGCUUCAUCCGCCUGCAGAGAGCAGAUCUGCGCUUGCACGACUCAGACUCACCUCUGCGGCUCUUCCCCUCAAGGAUUCGUGGGUCGUGGGCUCGUGGCUUCUUUCUUUGCUUCACCUCACGUCAGCUCAGAGUCAGAGGGGAUGCAUGCUACAUGAACAAGCCAACAAGGGCUGCGGGAAAGAGGAGGAUCAGUGGUACAUGUGCUCCAGAAUAGGAAGCGAAAAGGUACGUAUGUGCAUGUUUGUGCUGCCUCUAUUCUUGGUGAGGGUAUGUGUAUGGCAUCGCCUCGCCACGCGCCUUAUUCACCUAGGCGUUCGGAAGGGGGUGGGUCGCCACACCUCGCCUUUCCGCCUUAAAAAAAAACGAGACGGGAGAGGCAGACAGCCACCCCGCAUUGCACUAAGAAGGAGGCAGCGAGACUCAAACCCGGGCUAGCUGCCUGAGAGCACGCUCUCCUAGCCGCUUAGCCCGUGAGAGCCUCGCUCGCCUUUCCGCCUUAAAAACCAUGGACUCCACAAAAAUUUAUCCCUGUUUCAACCCAGAAGAUACAUCAAGUUUCAGGGACCUAGAUAAACACGGGUAAUGUUAAUGGUUUUCAAGUUUUCAACAAUAGAUUUUCCAUUCUCCAUGUGCAAGUUAUGGUGAUUUGAUCAACUGUGAUUUAAUCUGUAAUUUUCUUUAGUGUACUAAAUGGUGCCGAUUCCCUUGAAAUGAAAUUAGUACAUUACCAUAUUUGUACUGGGCAGCUUGUUCUCCAGAAAACAAAAUUAGCCCACACCACCGCUUUGCUAUUUGCUCUUCAUUUAUGCAACUUGUUGUAACCAAAAUCCAUGUUCAUUCUACUAGCAAAUGGUUGAGCAGGUGGGUAAUUGUUCUUCUUGUUUCAUAAUUAUCAUUUGGAUUCACCUAUCCAGCAAUCAUCAAAUAAAAGGCAAGAGAAACUUCUGGUUUUAGGUUUCUAACUCGCAUCUUCGCUGCUUGUAGAGUUCUAGGCUUCUAUCUUUCUGAAAGCUAAAUGAUUUCACAUCGUUCAGUAAGGAAAAAAGUCAAGAGACCUCAAUCCGGAAGCUGAAGCUGUAAACGUGAUAUGGUGAACUGCUAAGGAAGCAUCUGCAACAUCUUCAGAUGAUAAUUAUCAUUUUUUUAUUAGUAGUCGUUCAAUGUAAUCAAAAUUUGCAUUGUUAUAUCAAUAUAUAUUUAAUCUCAUGUUAUUUUUAAAUAAUUAUAUUCUUUAAACAUGUGGUA